Molecule: messenger RNA, 1155 nt
Organism: Paramecium tetraurelia
Lineage: Eukaryota; Ciliophora; Oligohymenophorea; Peniculida; Parameciidae
Exons: 3
Source: RefSeq, a predicted model, not a curated record
AUGGAUCGAGUAAUUGAAUUAUUGAACUCAAAAAAAGUAUAGGAAUCUCCUGAGAACAGAAGAAUACUUUUUAACAAUCCUACCUACAAGCCUUACCUAUUAUUAACUUACAAUGAAUUUAGAUAGUUGUUUAAAGUGGAUGAGAAUAAUGUUACUCGAUUCAAUAAAAUGAUCAUCUACACAGAGAUGGAUUACUACAACUAUGUAUAUAAUCAAACUUGGGCAUAUAAAUGGUAUCCAUUGCUAUUCAAAUUUGGUUUGAAUUGUGUUCGAAGAAGACCAACAAGCAUCAUCUUUUCCCUGAUGUACUUGUACAGUGUUGAAGUAUUCUUAGAAAAAUUAUGCCUCUUUCAAUAUGUGGAUGACAAGAUAAUAGAUCCCUCUGAGUAUUUCACUGCAGCUCUAUCCAAAGAAAAAAAUCUGUAAAAGCAAAACGAGCUAUUUCAAAAGUACAAGGACAUCCUCCAACAGGAUUACAAAGACAAACAUUAUGUGGAGGAAUACAAACCAAGAGAUUGGAUCCUCAUGGGCAAUAAAUUUAAUAUCCAUAACCCAUACAUACAUUGGACAGAAUCGAAAGAUGAGAGUGCCAAUAAGAUAAUGUAAGAAUUCUUUGUAAAGAACUUCCAAUUGCUCCUCUUCAUCGAUAGAAUACAGCGAUUUGUUAAAUUAAUAAAAAAUGAGGGAUACACAGGAUUGCAAAGAGAAACAAGAGCAUGCGUUUAGAAUUUGAUUAGACAAAGUAAACGAUUGGUUUUGGAGUUUCCAGUCUAUAAGGAAUACGUUCCUUAUUUGAAUUCAUACUAUAAGAUAGAGGAAUUGCUUUCAGUUCCUUAUAUUGAUUAAAGAAAAAGAUUUAUAUAAAUGGAUCACUAUAAAUUAAUAGGAAGCAAGAUAAUAAAUUUGUUCAAUUAUAUGGUUUAUGGAAGAUGCGAAUUUGUCAGAUAUGAAUUCAAAUGGUUCGAUCCUAAUAUAUCUGCCAAAAAGCCCAUGUUAAGAGCUGAAUCAGUAUGGUAUGAUAUUGUACCAUAUGUUUUGUUGUUGGUGUUACCCACUAGAGUAAUGGGAAUGAGGAGAGUAAUUGGAAAUGCUAAAAAAUAUGCUGACUAUGCAUCAACCUUGGGUUCCAAAGUUAAAUAAUAGACAUUGGUUUGA